AUGUUGCGUCGUCAGACUAUUGACCUGGUCCAGGAGAACGUGAGGUUGAAAGCGGAGGUUGCCAGUAGAUCUCCUCAGAAGUUUGGCCGGUACACGGUAGCAGCUUUGGAAGCUAAGAUCCAUCAGUACGAAAGAGAUUUGGACCACCUGAAGAAAGCUCUGGAACGCAGCGACCAGUACAUAGAAGAACUGGAGGCUCGGGGUGGAGGGGUCGCGGAGAGGCUCCCGAGAAACCCGAGAGAGGCGUCCCAGGGCCACACCGAUGCCCGUCCAGAGAGCACCUCCUCUGGGGAAGGUGAAGCCGAGACCAGGGUCCACUAUCAGAGGAUCAGUGCCACGACGAGGAGUCUGAGUGACAUGGAGAAGGCCUCCGUCUGCUCCGGUCUGGAGGGAGAAUCCAAGACGUUGUCCGCUCACCACAACUACCUCCUGACGACCUCUAACGCCGUGCAGCUCGACGCCGUCGGCUCCGACACGUUCCGGGACCACCGGAGAGGUUUCGGCGUGACCCUCCUCGGACACAAAGACUCUAUAGAUACCGAUAGGAUUGACGCCAUCGUUCCCUCUGACCUCUUCCUGCUCUCCACUCCCUCCUCCGCCUUCCGCUCUCUCAGUCUGAAGAGUCCCAGUGUUGGUGAAGACAAGAAGCUUGGUUAUAAGGCUGUGACCCAUCUGAGGAGACUCCGUUUUGAGGACAGUGUAACACCCAGCAGUAGCAGCAGCGUCUCCACCGUAGCAACUAAACGGUCCAAUCACACUGCUCAGUUGUCCAACGGUGUGUCUUCCUGCAACGCAGCCGAGCCGGGACUCUCCACUACCGCCGAGCCGUUGUUCUGGGCUGCAGCCUGGCAGAGCCGCAAGGCUUCUGAUAUGACCUCCGUGACCUCUGUGACGUCACCCAAUCACAACGGAGAGGAGGAGGAGGAGGAGAGGAGGCAGCUCAACACGUCUUCGGGGUCGGGGCACGGCGAGAGAAACCAAACAGCGGGAGUCACCACGUCCCGCGAUCUGACAGAGGACGAAGCCUUCAUGGACGAAGCCUUCAUGGACGUAGCCUAUCUGGAUAAGAUCUCUGAGCUGGACUCUAUGAUGCUGGAGGGGCCAGAGAGCUGCGGCUCGGCAGGGUCGCACCUGUCCCUGGCUUCCUCCCUGACUUCUGCCGACACACCGGACUUGACCCUUGACCUCAGACUGGAUGUGACCCUGGUACCUGAGGUGGAGGGCUGCUCUGAACUCUUCCUGGAUCCUGACUCUGAGCAGGACCGAGGUGGACAGACCGAGGCGGAGGAUUUCGACUUGGCGUGUCGGAUAAAGGGAACCUCUUCGUCUCCGGUCACAGUGUCAGAGACUCGGGCAGCUUCUCUAGCGCCCACAUCUACGACGACGCGUCUACGGACGACGACGGCAACCAGGUCUGGAUCCUCCUCUGGGAGAGACGCUGGCAACGGGGACCACAGUCUUCUAGACCGUACGGGGCCCGCUAGAGAACAGGGACACCUCUCUGACCCGUCUCAGACCGAUGAACUGUCCUUCGACCUGCUGUUUGACCCCUUAACAGAGACCCGGACGGGACCAGGAGGGCCGUCGGCCUGGCAGGCCUCAGCCAACCACCACCACGACAUCUCGUCUGACUGCUGCUCGGCACAUAGACCUGGUGGAGACGCUCUCAUUGUGUUCGUCUGUAUCCCCUAA
This is a messenger RNA of Oncorhynchus gorbuscha (pink salmon), 1692 nucleotides long. RefSeq names its product ORC ubiquitin ligase 1-like. Gene Ontology annotation, biological process: protein monoubiquitination; regulation of DNA replication. NCBI's taxonomy places the organism in Eukaryota, Metazoa, Chordata, Actinopteri, Salmoniformes, Salmonidae. Gene Ontology annotation, molecular function: ubiquitin-protein transferase activity. The record is from RefSeq and is a predicted model, not a curated record. Bases 1 to 1692 code for a protein of 563 amino acids. The transcript has 3 exons.